Messenger RNA from Sphaeroforma arctica JP610, 1031 nucleotides. RefSeq lists its product as hypothetical. The record is from RefSeq and is a predicted model, not a curated record. The coding region runs from base 30 to 962 and encodes 310 amino acids. NCBI's taxonomy places the organism in Eukaryota, Ichthyosporea, Ichthyophonida. The transcript has 2 exons.
GUCAUGGCCAACAAUUUGUACGAGAAGCGAUGGAUGACAGUCUACCGUCACGCAGGCUGCUUGAACGCAUACCGUCGAGUCAAGCCGCGUCAUCUGAGAAGCGUCAGCGCUUGGCUCAGCUGGCCACACCUCCUACACCAGACAGCAUAGCGGCGGACCGCCAAGCAUUGCACGAAUUAUGUAGUGCAGUGGAAGCGAACAACUUGUCACGAGCGGAGGCACUAAGGGGUGUACUCGAGACAUUAAGAGCAACCCACGAUUCCCGACCAGCGAACAAACAGGAACCGCGGGAACCACGUAGUUGGCCGGAGUGGCCCUCGAACCGGUACAACCUCAGCAACAUGAUGGAGCGCGACACUAAAGAGGCAUUGCGAGAAGCCCUUAAGAAUGCGCAGAUCUCGGGUCUAGAUGAAGCAUGGAGUCUUCGUUGGUUUUACAAGGUGUUAAGCCAUUUUAAAGCCGAGCAAUCUACGCUCGAUUAUAAAAAAUCUAAUCACCAACGUUUAGUUGCAUGGACACCUGAACUACAGAUAACACAAAUCUGUUCACACGAGACACAGGCCACAGUGGAUACAACAUUUCAGAAAUUGGCCAAUGGACACCUCAAGCUUAGUAAUGCCCCAGUGAUGGAACAAAUGACUUUCCUGAUGGAGAAUCAUCGCCGUGCACAUGAGCGUUGUCAGACUGAGGCCGAUAUUAAGCAGAACUUGCUUAACCAUUGUAUAGUGCAGUUGUUGGAAGAUACCUUGGGAUCCCGUACAUAUGAGCGCACGUUGCAGUUACACCCGAAGUGGCAGCUCAUGGAGACACAUGAAUUACUACAGUUGUUAAGUCCUGAUAUCCAAGAGGCUCAGAUUCGUUCGACUCAACGGUUGGUCAACCAUCGAGAUCACAAUGGGGACACAGACCGGGGGGAGACAACGAAUAGUAGACCUAGCCCGCACAUAGUACAGCGUCAGUAACAACAAUGGCAACAGUGCCCGACGCCAAUAACUAAUCCAACGACGUGCAACGGUUGCCGGGCACAAGGC